AUGAAGUUCACCGUCCCAAUUCUUGCUUCUCUGGUGGCCACCAGCACUGCUUUGUUCGACAAGAACCAGCCUUGGGGCAAGCGUGACUACUCCUGUGUCAAUGUUUACCAGGGAAUCCCCGAUGGUUCCACCGUUACUGCCGGUCAAACCAUCAAGGUCCGCUUCGAUCGGAAGCCCACGGCUCACUGCGCAGACCCCCUGAACAAAUAUCCCGGCGAUGACUACAGCGUUUGGCUGUAUAACAACCCCGUGCGCAAGCAGGACACUAUCUCCUUUGAUCAGUCUAUCAAGAUCACCAGCGGCAUCAAGGAGAAGGCGGGUGUUAUCGACGUGACCAUCCCUAAGAACCUGCCUCAGGUCAAGGAGGGAUCCCUUUGGUACUUGAGAGUCCAGACUAGCUUGUCAACUGCGCCCCAGAUGCCCUCUUUGUUCAACGCUCAAGGACCGUUUACCGUCGCCAAGGCUUAG
Molecule: messenger RNA, 468 nt
Organism: Penicillium brevicompactum
Lineage: Eukaryota; Fungi; Ascomycota; Eurotiomycetes; Eurotiales; Aspergillaceae
Exons: 3
Coding region: 1-468 (155 amino acids)
Source: RefSeq, a predicted model, not a curated record